UGUUGUAUCCUAUGCUACUGAACAGAUAUGUUGCGAUACUAGCUACACACUAGCAUUAAAGCCACGAAAAGAUGCGCCUUUACGGGAUUAAAACAAUAAAACAAACAACGAGAAGUCUGGAAAAACUUUGCCCAACUGUGCCCAAACUUUGAUAGGCUACAACCCAAAUCACUUCCCUUCAGUUUCGAGUGUGUUAGCAUUGUUUUAUCUCACCAUUAUUGCCAUUGGACGCGUUUUUUUUUCUUCUGGAGCAGUCCAGUCUGAUGAAUUCACCGAAAAAAGACGGCGAUGAUGAUGUGCCCGUUAAAGACCCGGUAAAAUACGGCGAAUUGGUCAUUUUGGGGUACAAUGGCUCUCUUCCAAGCGGAGACCGUGGGCGUAGAAAGAGCCGCUUCGCUCUGUAUCGAAGGGCCAAGGCCAACGGUGUCAAACCCAGCGCUGUGCACAUCCUCAACACACCACAGGACAGCAAGGCUGUCCACAGCAGGGGGCAGCACAGCAUCUCUUUUACUCUGUCCCGUAACCAGACAGUGGUGGUGGAGUACUGCCAUGACAACAACACAGACAUGUUCCAGAUUGGACGCUCCACAGAAAGUCCCAUUGACUUUGUGGUGACAGACACCUCCGGAGGGGGGAAGGAGGGGGAGGACCCCUCCAUUGCUCCCAGCACCAUCUCGCGUUUUGCCUGCAGAGUGGUGUGUGAACGCAACCCACCUUACACUGCACGUAUCUACGCCGCUGGCUUUGACUCUUCCAAAAAUAUCUUCUUAGGGGAGAAAGCAACAAAAUGGAAAAACCCUGAUGGGCAUAUGGACGGCCUGACCACCAACGGGGUGCUAGUGAUGCACCCGGAGGGGUUCCCAGAGGACACUGAGCAGAUGAUUUUGAUCGACUGUAUGGUGUUUCGUCCAUUAUUAUCUCUGCAGGCCGUAGGGGAGAGCAGUGCGCUACGUGACGGCUCCCUGGUUGACCUGUGCGGUGCCACCCUGCUGUGGCGUACAGGCGAGGGGCUCAUGCGCGCUCCCACCCUGCGUCACCUGGAAGCACUUCGCCAGGAGCUCAACGCGUCCCGGCCCCAGUGUCCCGUCGGCCUCAGCACGCUGGCCUUCCCCAGCCUGCCGCGCAGCCACAGCCUUGAAGAGCGUCAGCCUUGGGUCUACCUCGCUUGCGGCCAUGUCCAUGGACGCCACGACUGGGGCCAGAGAUCUGAGGGAGUGGAGGUGCCGGGAGAGGGCGAGGGUUCCACAACCCGCCGAGAAUGUCCCCUGUGCAGGAGCGUGGGUCCCUACGUGCCCCUGUGGCUGGGCUGUGAGCCUGCUGUGUACGUGGACGCCGGAGCUCCUACUCACGCUUUUGUGCCGUGCGGCCACGUCUGCUCCGAGAGGACAGCCAGGUAUUGGGCUGAGACCCCGCUUCCUCACGGGACGCACGCCUUCAGACCCGUGUGCCCCUUCUGCUCCUCUGCCCUCAGCACCCCCGGCUGGACGCGGCUCAUCUUCCAGGGCCCCAUCGACUAGUCGCCACUCCUCAUCAACCACUCUCACAGUAACAGAAAGACGCCUGGGCUACAUUCAUGUUGCAGACGUGGGUCAGUGUUCAGUAGGGAUAGGUAAUUGAUUAGGAACGCAUGUGUGCUCUACACUCGGGCCACACACUGUGUAUAACAAACACUGUCCAACGUUGUUACUGAAUGGAGCUCGAAGCUGAAUCCUUCCCGUUCUUUAUCCUUCAAUUCUUGUUGACUGGUAUAAGAUCUGGUGAAUAGGUGCAAAAUAACAGAAUAAUCAAUAGUGUCAUGUGGACAGUAUUUACUCUAAACUCUAACCCUCUGUCAGGCAUGAUUGUGCUGUUUUUCAUUCCAACCAAACCCUACACUUUCACUGAUUACCUAACCUUCAAGUCAAAUUGUAUAUAGACACGAGCUUAAACGAUGCUGCUUGACCCUUUUUAAACAAUUAUUUUUACUCCAUUAUCAAAUGACUCAACCUCCCACAAAUUUUAAACGAUGUCAUACGAAACAAACCGAUCCAAACACUUUUUAUUUGUCUCUUUCAGAAGCCAUGUAUAAAACGACAAGUAGCUUUUUGCACACAAAAAAAAAAAAGGAGUAGCCUUUUUACUCAGUUCCUCUGCAGCGUCUUACACGUCUGCAGCGACCGCGUGUCCUUAACUCGGUGAAACGCCGCCUCUUGCACUUCUCGGCCUGACAUCCGACCACUUCUUAAUUUCGAAAACAUUGUUACUGUAAUUGUCGUGAAAUGCUCGCCACUCAUCAAACAACACAACCCGCCUGGUCUCAGCUUCUGCAUAAACCACCUUCGCCUUUAUUUCAAACCAAGUCUCUUUAUAGAUUUGCACGCUCACUUUCCUGUCUUCCUUCCCUGAAUGACCAGCUGAUUUAUAUUCAUAGCUGUAUUCUCAGCCGGCCAUGUUAACUACUUAUGGUAAAUGUGCUUUACAAGGUGAGAUCAGAGGCGUGUGCUUCGAUCUAGCUUUUCAGGUUCCCAGCGAUUCAUGAAGGGGAAAUUAUUAACCAUCAUAAAAUGAGUAUAUGCAGUUUUCAUCUUUUGUCUUCGUGCAUCAUUUUUAGUGUGAAAUCUAUGCAGAGAGAGACCCCAUAAAUGAGACCCCCUUGUGUAGUAUUAGGUUGGAAUGAAAAGCUGCAGACUCUCUGAUUAUCUCUGAAGGGAACACUACACGCUGUAUGACCGCACCACAAAGAAUUCACCUCUUAAGGCCAGAUCUCAUCCUGAUUAUCAAGCAGACCGAGGAUAAGCACGGGCUGGGAAUGAAACUGGGUAAAAUCCACUAUAUAACUCUGCAGCAAUAAUAGCACUCCCAUAUAUAUAAGCUAGAUGUAUCGCUCUGUUUAGCCAAGUGAUAGGUCGGCGGUCGCAUUGGACAUAGCUGAAAUGGUUUCCAGGUUAAGGGCUCAACCAGAGGCGUGUUCAAUAUCAGGAUUUAUUUCAUCGUGGUGUUGUGUGUGUAUGUGUGUGUGUGUCUGUGUGUGUGUGUGCGCGUGUGUGAUGUAACCAAAGCACUAGAAUUUAAAGAUGAGCAACUGAAUCAGUGAUUAAACACACAACAUGUAUUUAAAUACUCAUUUUAGAUGCAUUAAUAGCCUAAGCAUGCUAACAGAGAUUAGCAUGUUUAGGCUGCAGAGGAAUACAUCAGCUGUCACAAAAGGACAUGUUUUGACGCUCGUGUUGUGUUAAUUUGAACACACUUCUGGUUACUGAAUUAUGUGAAACAGGGUCCAUGUUUGCAUGGUGGAGUGUCAAAAAGGUUUGACCUUGCAUAACCUCAAAAGAGAACUUCUUUUUUGUUUCAAAGAAAACUAUUUUGUUAGAAAAUGGGGAGGGAUUUAUUUGGGGGAAGCGGGAGGAAUUCUUUUAGAUGUUCAGUGUUUAAAAAAACAACUAUUUUUCUAACUGAUAAUUGGUUUUAGUUAACUAAUUGUUACUCAGUGUAUGUUUCCGAAUAUUCUCGUGUGGUAUCUAGGAGAGCUUGUGAGUGAGACAACAUUGCCAACACUGUGUCCAACAAACACACACUUAACACACUGCUACCGUUAAAAAAAAAAAAAAGAGAAAAAAAAAAAACAUUGCCC
Perca fluviatilis (European perch) is the source of this 3610-nucleotide messenger RNA. Its product is annotated as E3 ubiquitin-protein ligase pellino homolog 2. Gene Ontology annotation, molecular function: protein binding; ubiquitin protein ligase activity. The record is from RefSeq and is a predicted model, not a curated record. Gene Ontology annotation, biological process: regulation of Toll signaling pathway; protein polyubiquitination. NCBI's taxonomy places the organism in Eukaryota, Metazoa, Chordata, Actinopteri, Perciformes, Percidae.